UGUUCACCAUCCACGCAGAUACACCAGUCCCCCCAGAUUACACCAUGCCAAUUCGUCACACUUUUAAGAGAUCCACAGCAAAACGCACCGACUAAACACAUUGGUCCCCCAGUCGUGGAGAUGCCUCAUAAUUUGACAGGAGAAAAUGGUUUCAAUUUCAAUUCGAAGCUAACUUUUCCCAGCGCAGCCAGUCCAGUUGAAAACAGCCUAAGUUGUGAUACGCCGAGCCCCAAGGAGCCCUGUACCACUCCCCUGAGCAAUGGCACCUUAUACUCUGAUGCAAACAGCCCCUCGGACUCCUGCAUUAAACCUCUGUGCAACGCCACGGCUGAAGCAGAAGCCCAGUACGACCCAGGAGUCGAGUACAUCUCCUCCGAAGGAGACACCCUGACGUGUGGGUGGGGGGCUUUCACACCUAGCUGCUUGCAGAUCUUCAAUACCCCAAAGGGAAUCUUGUUUUUCCUCUGCGUGGCUUCUUUCUUGCAAGGCAUGACCGUCAACGGCUUCAUUAAUACGGUCAUCACAUCAAUAGAGCGGCGCUUUGACCUGCGCAGCUACCAGAGCGGGCUGAUUGCAAGCUCGUAUGACAUAGCAGCGUGCGUCUGUUUGACAUUUGUCAGCUACUUUGGGGGGAAUGGCCACAAGCCACGGUGGCUGGGGUGGGGGGUGCUGAUUAUGGGCAUCGGCUCCCUCUUGUUUGCCCUCCCUCAUUUCACCACGAGUCGGUACGAAGUGCAUUUCCCCGAAGAUAUCGGCAUGUGCUCUUCGAACCAGAGCAUGCGCUGUUCAGAAACGGUCUCGAGCCUCUCCACCUAC
Messenger RNA from Alligator sinensis (Chinese alligator), 816 nucleotides. RefSeq names its product solute carrier organic anion transporter family member 4A1-like. The record is from RefSeq and is a predicted model, not a curated record. NCBI's taxonomy places the organism in Eukaryota, Metazoa, Chordata, Crocodylia, Alligatoridae. The annotation marks the transcript as partial. Gene Ontology annotation, biological process: transmembrane transport; sodium-independent organic anion transport. The transcript has a single exon. Gene Ontology annotation, cellular component: membrane.